Lolium perenne is the source of this 1509-nucleotide messenger RNA. The record is from RefSeq and is a predicted model, not a curated record. Lineage: Eukaryota; Viridiplantae; Streptophyta; Magnoliopsida; Poales; Poaceae.
GAAGCGAAGAUCACGGCUCACACACCGCGCGAGGACAGGGGCGGAGACGGCGGCAGCAAGCAACUGGUCGCCUCGACGUCGUCGCCGGUCGCCAUCGCAGAGAAGCUGCAAUUACUUUCGAGAGAAAGGACUGUGCAGAAGCCAUGUCUGAAAUCCAAGGUUGGGCAGACCUCCCAGAAUGCCUGCUGCACUCUAUCGUUGCUCGGCUCGGCCUGGGCUCUGCCCCGGAUCUUCUUGCCUUUGCUGCCACCUGCCACUCUUGGGGUGCCGCCUUCUCUGGCUCAUUAGCAACAUUCCCACCUCUCCUUCUCCAACAAGCUGUCCCUUGUAGCAACAACCUGGUGCCUAGACAUCCAUAUCUUGUCACGGAUAUAGCGAAAGUCAACCUUGGCCCCAACCCUUGCUCUGAGAUUCCUCUGCAACUGGACUUGUUUUCCUUCAUGGGGGCUUCCUAUGGUCAUCUCAUUCUGUCCCACAGAAAGUCAUGCAUAGUCGUUGAUCUGUUCAGAGGUAUUAGUGUCGCACCUCCACCACUACCUGUCAAUAAACCCACUGAGAUCAGCUAUGGUGCCCUCACUGCUCCUCUUACAUCACGCAACUCGCAUCUCAUUGUCGAUGCUGCACUGCACAAUCUGUUUUGGCGUGUUGGUAGCAACUCUUGGGUGAAAUGUUCUACUCGGUAUGGAACAAUCAAGCAAAUCGUGGUGUUCAAAGGGCGGGUCUUUGGCAUGGAUUCUGAUCGCAGGAUCUUCAAAGUGCACUUGGCACCCGAGAUAAGCAUACAGGAACUGCCACUUAUGGAGUGUAGCAUGAUCAGCCGGAAACUUUCUAACGCAUGGCUGGUGCCGUGUGGAGAUAUGCUUCUCUUGGUCGGCUUUCGGGGACCUCUUGUAGUAUCGGGGGUAACCUUCGAAGUCUUUCACCUUGACCUAUCGUUCGAGCCUGCAUUAUGGAUGAAGGUGGACAAGCUAGAGAAUUGGGCUAUAUUCAUCAGCACAGACAAGAGAAGCCAGCCAUUAUCUUGCAAGAAUCCAGAGAUAUGGGGAGGGAGGAGCAACUGCAUAUACUGCUAUAACCAUGACGCUAAACGCUGGACUGCACUUGAGUUGGGCAAGCCACUGCAGGGAGAUGGUACCGAAUCAAAUUCAAACGUCUUCAUUUACAUGGGCUGCGACAGCAGGGUGCAACCUAUGUGGGUUGUCCCCAGCAUUCUCUCUCUGCGUCGGUGAUGGUGAUGCACGGCUGAUAUAUUUUAUUCAUAGAAGAAUAUUUUGUAAUGGUCUGUAAGGAUCUCUUCCGCUUUGUUAAUUGUUGAUCGUCGAAUCUCGUGAAUGACUUUGAACUUGAUUUCUUGACUCUUGGUUUUGCAUUCAUCCGAAUGCUGUUUAUCCUAUGCUAUAUUCGCUGAUGCUCAUGUAGUGAAUCGCCUUCAGUGAUAAGUUGGUGUUCAACCUGUUUUAGCCCCAUGGGUUAUGCUCAAUGCCAUAGUGUAUCUCAUUGGGUUUGUCA